Molecule: messenger RNA, 2064 nt
Organism: Selaginella moellendorffii
Lineage: Eukaryota; Viridiplantae; Streptophyta; Lycopodiopsida; Selaginellales; Selaginellaceae
Product: ruBisCO large subunit-binding protein subunit alpha
Exons: 8
Coding region: 10-1893 (627 amino acids)
Biological process (GO): protein refolding
Molecular function (GO): ATP binding; ATP-dependent protein folding chaperone
Source: RefSeq, a predicted model, not a curated record
GCACCUCUAAUGAUAAACAAAAACCAUUUUUUUUGUGCUUCUCUCUCUCCCUUUCUCUCUCGAUUAAUAGGGCUAUACACGAGAAUGCAAAACCCAGAGCUUGGGUUUAUGGCGGCUUCCUCGCUCGCAACGCUGGCGAGGCCAAACGGUCUUGUAAGUAGAACAAAUCUUAGUUUUGUGGAUCCUGGAAGGGACUACCUAGGUGCUAGCCUGUGGUGCAAACAAAGAGGAGCUAGAAAAUCCUUGCUAGUGUGCGCGGAUGCCAAGAAGAUCGCGAUUGGCGAGCAAUCUCGACUGGCUCUACAAGCCGGGAUUGACAAACUGGUGGACGCGGUUGGUGUCACACUGGGACCUCGAGGGAGAAACGUUGUUCUCGAUGAGAAGGACAAGGAUAUACCCAAAGUCAUCAACGAUGGAGUAACAAUCGCAAAGAUGAUAGAACUUCUAGACCCAAUGGAAAAUGUUGGAGCUUCACUCAUCAAAGAGGUGACCAUGAAAACGAACGAUUCCGCGGGCGAUGGCACUACCACGGCAGCUGUUGUGGCAAGGGAACUUGUCAAGCUCGGCCUCUUAAGUGUAUCUUCCGGUGCCAAUCCUGUUGCUUUAAAACGAGGAAUCGAUAAGACGGUCUCGAUGUUGGUAGAGGAAUUAACACGAAGAUCGCGGCCAGUCAAAGGCCACAACGAUAUCAAAGCAAUCGCGACGAUCUCUGCUGGUAACGACGAUGCUGUCGGGAAAAUGAUAGCGGACGCUUUGGACAGAAUUGGUCCGGAUGGGAUCCUUUUGAUCGAAUCGUCGUCAACUUUGGAAACUUUUCUCGUGAUCGAGGAGGGAAUGCAGUUUGACAGGGGCUACAUCUCCACAAGCUUUGUAAACAAUCAAUCCAAGUCGACCGUGGAGCUUGAAAACGCGCGCGUCCUGGUGACAAACCAGAGAGUUUCAUCAGCCAAGGACGUAAUUCCAGCUCUGGAGAAAGUCACACACCUGGGCACUCCAUUGCUCGUUAUAGCCGAAGACGUAACAGGAGAAGCACUAUCCAUGCUCGUUGUCAACAAGAUGAGGGGCAUUGCGCAAGUUGCUGCUGUCAAAGCUCCAGGCUAUGGUGAUAGGAAGAAGGCCCUUCUGCAAGACAUUGCAAUCUUCACAGGUGCCGAGUUUCUGGCUGGUGAGCUAGGAUUGCAACUUGAAGACUUGACGAUCGAUCAGCUUGGUGUUGCAAAGAAAGUUACAAUCAAAGAGAAGUCGACGGUCAUUCUGGCUGAUGAUGCUACCAAGGGAGAGAUCAAGGCAAGAGUUGCUGAGAUCAAGAAAGACUUGGAGCUGUCAGACUCCGCAUAUCAUUCCGAGAAGCUAGCAGAGAGAAUCGCAAAGCUCUCUGGUGGAGUGGCUGUUAUCAAGGUUGGAGCUGCGACGGAGGCGGAAGCCGAAGAUCGAAAGCUCCGGCUUGAAGACGCAAAGAACUCCACUUUCGCUGCUGUCAAAGAGGGAAUUGUUCCGGGCGGAGGAGCGGCCAUGGUUCACUUGUCAGCGGCUGUUCCAGGCAUCAAGGAGAGUCUAAGCGAUCCUCAAGAGAAGCUCGGUGCUGAUAUCGUGCAAAAGGCACUUUUAGCUCCGGCAGCUUUGAUUGCCAGCAACGCGGGCGUGGAGGGACAGAUGGUGGUGUCAAAAAUCCUCGAGAGCGAGUGGGAGUUUGGCUACAACGCGAUGACGGAUAAGUUUGAAAACUUGGUUUUGGGCGGAGUGGUGGAUCCGGCAAAGGUGACGAGGUGCGCUCUCCAGAAUGCGGCGUCUGUGGCGGGCAUGGUGUUGACAACCGAGGCCAUCGCCGUGGACAAAGUGAGAAAGCCAAAGCCCAAAGUCCCUCCCGUCCCAGGAGUAACGGACCAGCUAUAAUACUUUGUUCCAAGACAAUUUAGAAUUCGCUCACGAAGCAUAGUUUAUUGUGUUGACUUAAUGUAUACAAUAGCUGGAAAAAUUUGCUGUGGUGAGAUCGCUGGCCUAUUGAUCUUGGCCUUUUGCGGUUGAUCUGCAAUAUAAAUUACAAAUGCAGGCUCCUCGGCUGUA